This is a messenger RNA of Sclerotinia borealis F-4128, 945 nucleotides long. NCBI's taxonomy places the organism in Eukaryota, Fungi, Ascomycota, Leotiomycetes, Helotiales, Sclerotiniaceae. The record is from the annotation of a GenBank genome assembly.
AUGCGAUUACUCAUCACGGGAAAGGAAACAAAUAAAGCUUUUGCGGUUGUGGGGACGGGUGGAACGAAAGAUGACCCAAUUGGUUUUCAUUAUCAUAAAGAGGCUCAUGAUGUGUUUUUGUGUUUGAAGGGUACGCUGAAUGUGUGGGCGAAUGAUGAGGCGAGGAGUUUGGGUCCGGGUGAUUUCGCUAGUGUGCCGCCGGGGACAAUCCAUCAAUAUCAAAUCACCACUUCUCACACCGAAUUCAUGGGUCUCAUCAUCCCUGGUGGAUGGGAGGAAUUCUUCCGUUUCAUUGGCGAACCAUACUCUGGUCCCCUAUUCCCCACAAACGACAAUCGCAAUCCCUUCGAAGUGCUCAUCCCAAAACUAAUGGCUGCGACUGAGAAAUUCGACAUGAUCCCCGUACGUGAAAAAAAGAGCUUCGAUCCACAGCCAUGGAACGGUACUGAGAAUAAGUUACCCGGAAAAUGUGAGAACGGAGGAUAUUUCCUAAAGGAAGGAGAGGGCGAAAAGAAGAUUAUCGGAGGAACAGUAGUGAGAGCUCUGUGCAGCAGGGAGGAAACGGAUCACAGAUUUGCCAUUUACGACAUCCUGGGAAGCUCUAUGCAUACAUCCAAGGCAUUCGACAAAGAAGUCCAAUUUGCAGAUACUCACCACGCCAUAUACACCGUAGAAGGCGCCCUCAAAUUAAUCAUUGGAGGCGAGGAAGUCGUUGCUCCAGCAGGAGAAACCACAUUUGUACCUGCGGGUACAAAGUUCAAGGUGGGCUUUGAGACCGUGUAUGCAAGAGCAUAUAUUUUUGCUAAUGGAGGGGGUAUUGGGGAAUUGUUGAGUGGAUUGGGGAGUGUGUAUCAAAGUGUGACGGUGCCGGAUAAGGUUGAGGGCAGUUGGGAUGAGGGGAAGUUGAAGGAGUUGGAAGGAAAGUUGGUGGUUUUAAGUUUUUAG